CUUAUCGCAUCCCCCAUGAUAUAUACGGAUGACCUCGAAAUCGAGCACAGUUUAGAAUUCACCACUUCUCCAUACAUGUACCCAACGCGGAAUUGAAUUCAUCUAGUCACUCACCUUGCUGAUGCAACAUGAUUGAUUGAAUACUGUCUCAGAUGGUGCCCCCGAACGGCCAGCUGCCACUCCUUUUGAACCCGGGCCUUCCCUUCCGCUGCCCAUCAUAACGCCAUCGACUCCAGGGUGAUGCGAGACGUACGUCGACAAUCUGCACCAUCUUGUUCAUCGCCCAUAGCCGCCAUGGACCGCUUUCGAUCGCUAUUUCAGAAGAGAGAUGAUGAGCCGGAAUACGAGCCUCUGAAUGAGGAUAGGGAGGGACACUUCCGGGAAGCUCGACAUGACCACGACAACGAAGCGCCCUUCUCGUGGGUCGAGUAUGGCAUCUUCGCGUUGCUCGGCGUUGCCAUGCUAUGGGCGUGGAACAUGUUCCUCGCCGCAGCACCCUACUUCCAGAGCCGAUUCCAAGACAACGAUUGGGUGCUACAAAACUUCCAGUCUGCUAUCAUCUCCGUCUCGACCAUCACGAAUCUGACUGCCAUGACCAUCCUUACCAACAUUCAAUACACGGCGUCAUAUCCAUUCCGAAUCAAUACUGCGCUGUACAUAAAUAUCGCAGUGUUUGCACUUCUGACGCUCUCGACUAUGGCGUUUGUCGACGUCACGCCGGGCCAAUACCUCGGUUUCUUGCUAGUCAUGGUGGCAGGCACUGCUUGGGCAGCCGGGUUAAUUCAGAACGGCGCAUUCGCCUUUGCGUCAAGCUUCGGCAGGCCAGAAUAUAUGCAAGCGAUUAUGGCAGGCCAAGGUGUCGCUGGUGUGCUUCCACCUGUUGCCCAGAUCAUCUCGGUGCUUGUAGCUCCCCCACAAGAGGUUAGCCCGGAUGCACGGGGGGGUGAACGAGAGGCAGGAACAGCAGCUUUCAUAUACUUCCUUACUGCGGUCAUUAUAUCCGCUAUUGCCAUCCUAUCAUUCAUCCCGCUCGUGCGACGCCACAACCACAUCGUCGAGAACCGCAUGGUGGACCACAUGGCCGCAUCUAUGAACAACAUCGAAGAGGCCGAGCGCGCAGCGCGCAAGGUGGUCAGCAUGACCACGUUAUUUAAGAAACUGCGCUGGCUUGCCGCCGCCGUGUUCAUGUGCUUCGUAAUAGCCAUGUUCUUCCCUAUCUUCACGCCCAAGAUCCUGUCCGUCACGCCGCCGGAGGAAGCCGGGUCGCUACUGCAACCGGCUGCCUUUAUCCCGCUGGGUUUCUUCUUUUGGAAUCUAGGCGACUUGGGUGGCCGGUCGAGCUCGCUGAUCCUGCCAUACAAGGGACGGCCGGCGGUGCUCUUCGCCGUCAGUCUUGCAAGGACUCUGUUCUUGCCGCUGUACGCGCUGUGCAACAUCCAUGGAAAAGGUGCAGUAAUCAGAAGCGAUGUGUUUUAUUUGCUGCUGGUGCAGUUUCCAUUCGGGCUGACGAACGGAUGGCUGGCGUCGAACUGCAUGAUGGCUGCCGGCGAGUGGGUAGAUGAGGGAGAGCUGGAAGCGUCGGGAGGCUUCAUGGGACUUUGUCUCGUUGCAGGAUUGGCGUUUGGCAGCUUGUUAAGUUUCACAGCUGCUGGUAUAUAGUGAUGAUGAAAGGAAAACAUGUUUUCAUAAGUGCAUGGCGUUGCAUUCGGAGUAGACAUGGAUGGCACUGCGGAUAUAGAACGUUCAAUUCCACAUCACUGGAGCCUUUUGACUGCUUCCAACCCUGAAUUGAUUGCAUGUUCCUUGUUUCUACUUCAAAUCGCAACCAGUAAACUUGCUGUGAAAAUGAAAUACCUAGGUAG
This is a messenger RNA of Pseudomassariella vexata, 1862 nucleotides long. RefSeq names its product nucleoside transporter. Gene Ontology annotation, biological process: nucleoside transmembrane transport. Bases 241 to 1659 code for a protein of 472 amino acids. The record is from RefSeq and is a predicted model, not a curated record. Lineage: Eukaryota; Fungi; Ascomycota; Sordariomycetes; Amphisphaeriales; Pseudomassariaceae. Gene Ontology annotation, molecular function: nucleobase transmembrane transporter activity; nicotinamide riboside transmembrane transporter activity. The transcript is spliced from 2 exons. Gene Ontology annotation, cellular component: fungal-type vacuole membrane; plasma membrane.